GUUUUGUCUGUCUCUAUCUAACAUGCAUCAAAACAUUUGAGUGAAAAUAAAACAUCUGUCAUCUUAAUCUUGCAAAAGAUUGAGCAGUUAGAUUAUUAUAAAUAUAUAAAAUUCUCUUACUCAGUAGAUAGUGAAUGCUAAUUAAAAUGAUCUCACCACCUAGCUAACUAACUAAAACUAAGUACAAUUAUAUGAAUAGGUAUUGAAUUCUAACUAGUCAUUUCACUGACUAAAUUAGUGAAUGUGAACAAACUCACUAUUUAGCUAGUAAAAUCUGACCAAAAAAUCACCCACUGACUAGCCAACACCAUCCAAAAUAUAUGAUUUUUUAAAAAAUUUAUAACUGUAAUAAAAUAAAAUUGAUUUGUGUAAACAAGAUGUCUUAUUCAUACAAAUUUAAGAGCAACUCUUAUCUUGAAGGUAUCAUUUAAAUACUGGAAUGUCUAGAAGAGUGGAAAUAAAUCAAGCUGCAGUUUGGAAAACAUUAGUAAUUCCCAUGAACUGGCAGAACAAGGAUUCAACUAGUUUGGUCAUCAUGUCCUGCAAACCACACACAACCAGGACUGAGGUAGUUGACAAACGUAUAUGGUCGGAACUUUUCCAAUUAACUGCUGAAUACAAGGCAGUGAACCUAGGCCAAGGGUUCCCAGACUUACCUCCUGCCAGCUUUGUUCAGGAGGCUCUCUUCAAUGCUGUCAACGGAGGCUUUCAUAUGCACCAGUACACACGCAGUCUUGGCCAUCCACCUCUUGUCAAGAUCCUUGCCAAGUUCUUUGGGAGGGUUUUGGGCCAGGAAAUUGAUCCCAUGAAGGACAUCCUGGUUACCAUGGGAGCCUAUCAGGCGGUUUUUUGUGCAGUUCAAGCUCUGGUUUAUGAGGGCGAUGAAGUGAUCAUUCUGGAGCCUUCCUAUCAUUGCUAUGAACCCAUGACAUUAAUGGCAGGAGGAAAAACCGUCCAUGUGCCCCUCAAACCUCAAAAGGUCACUGGUCCAACUGGGUCUAGUGCUGACUGGGUGUUAUGUUCUGAAGAGUUGACGAGUAAAUUUAACUCUCACACAAAAGCUAUUAUCAUUAACAAUCCCAGUAAUCCAUUGGGCAAGGUAUUUCAGAGGGAAGAGUUACAGAUGAUAGCUGACCUGUGUAUAAAGCAUGAUGUUAUUUGUAUCAGUGAUGAGGUAUAUGAAUGGCUUACAUAUGAUGGAGCACAACAUAUUAAAAUAGCGACUCUUCCGGGGAUGUGGGAGCGCACUGUCACCAUUGGGACUGCAGGCAAGAGCUUUGGCGUCACUGGAUGGAAGGUGGGUUGGGCAAUAGGGCCAGGACACAUCUUGGAACACCUGCAAAAAAUCCAUCAGAAGUCAAUAUGCCACUGUCCUACUCCUACUCAGGAGGCUGUAGCUGUGUGUUUUCGGAUGGAAUAUGACACAUUUGGUACAGAAGAAAGCUACUUCAGACAGCUACGCACGCAGCUCCAGGCCAAAAGGCUCAGACUAGCCGAGUGCCUGAGGAGCGUUGGGCUGCAACCUUUUGUACCUGACGGUGGCUACUUCAUCAUCACGGACAUCUCCAACCUGAAGGUUGAUCUGAAUGACCCAAGUACUAAGGACGAACCUUAUGACUACAGAUUUACUAAAUGGCUUAUCAAAGAGAAGGGUUUGAGCACUAUCCCUGUAUCUGGAUUUUGCAGCCCAGAACACAGAGAAGACUUCCAGAAGUACAUUCGAAUCUGCUUUGUAAAGGACGACUCAACCCUGGAAGCAGCUGAAGAUAUUCUGAGAAAGUGGAAGGAUGAAAAAAUACAGGAUAGUGAUUCUGUCUGAGAUGAGCUUUGCAAAGUGUAUCUAUGUCAAACUGCAAUAUAAUGCUUGUUAAGUAGCAAGUAGAAGAAUCUUGUUUUAUUGUAACCAGGUAAAAAGAGUUCAAAUCAAGCAAAGCUCAUGCUAAUAAACCAGAGUUGGUUAUAGGUA
Ictalurus punctatus (channel catfish) is the source of this 1966-nucleotide messenger RNA. RefSeq names its product kynurenine--oxoglutarate transaminase 1. NCBI's taxonomy places the organism in Eukaryota, Metazoa, Chordata, Actinopteri, Siluriformes, Ictaluridae. Gene Ontology annotation, biological process: biosynthetic process. Gene Ontology annotation, molecular function: pyridoxal phosphate binding; L-kynurenine:2-oxoglutarate transaminase activity. The transcript has 14 exons. Gene Ontology annotation, cellular component: cytoplasm; mitochondrion. The record is from RefSeq and is a predicted model, not a curated record. The coding region runs from base 440 to 1819 and encodes 459 amino acids.